Messenger RNA from Lachancea sp. 'fantastica', 1527 nucleotides. The record is from the annotation of a GenBank genome assembly. NCBI's taxonomy places the organism in Eukaryota, Fungi, Ascomycota, Saccharomycetes, Saccharomycetales, Saccharomycetaceae.
AUGAAAGAACUUUUGAGAGUCAAAAAUGAUCUUGGGAUUUACACAGUCGAAGAAAGCAGUCCCUUGAAAAACUCGAGCGCUCAGAGCAACGAGGAAGACCAACUGUGCAUAGUCUCUGGUUCUGAUGAAUCCCAGGAAAUCUCUGAAAGCUUGAUAAUAGAUGUGGAAGAAGAGAAGUCUUUGGUGCGAAAACUCGAUCGAAGGUUCUUACCUGUGUUAGCAUUUGCAUAUUUUCUUCAAUCUCUCGACAAAACCAAUAUAGGCAAUGCUUACACCUCGGGGAUGAAAGAAGACUUGGAUCUUACCUCUCGACAAUAUUCAAAUGCCGUUUCAGUUUUAUAUUCAACAUUUUUGGUAGCACAAGUACCGAUUACGUUGUAUCUCCGAGCUUUUCCUCCUAAAUAUUUCAUGUCUGCAAUGGUGUUUUGCUGGUCGAUAAUAACCCUUUGCAGUGGCUUUGUGAAAUCAUAUCACUCUUUGAUAGCUCUUAGAGUGCUUCUGGGAGCUUUUGAAGGUGGGUAUUUCCCGGCCAUGGUGCUGCUAGUCAGCAUGAUUUACAAGCCAGAUGAGCAAGCCAAGAGAAUAGCAUUUUUCUUCGGAUGUGCUGCGCUUUCUGGCGCUUUUGGAGGUUUGAUUGCAACAGGUUUGGCAACAGUCCGUGGCGCUGCCGGUCUUAAUGGGUGGAGGUGGUUGUAUAUCAUCGAAGGGCUCAUUUCUGUGACGGCAGCGGUAUGGAUAUAUUUGGGUCUUCCAAAAGAUGUGGAAAAUCCUGAUUUCUUGAAUGAUAGGGAAAGAGAACUUUUACAGCUGCGAUCAAAGCAGCGCCUUCAGUAUGUUGGAGAAAAGCAAGACUUUAGCUGGACUUUUGUUUGGAAUGCACUACUGGAUUUCAAAGUUUACUCAGGUCUGUUGAUUCAGUUCUGCCAAAAUAUGAUCUUAUAUGCCUUAACAACAUUUCUUCCAGCGACUUUAAAACUUGGAAUGGGCUACACUUCGAGAGAAGCACAAUACAUGAGCGUUCCCAUUUACAUUUUUGCAGCAAUUGUUUUCCUGAGCUCUGCAUAUUUCAGUGAUCGUUACAACUUGAGAGGACCAUUUAUAUUGGGCUUCAACAUAGUAUCCAUUGUCGGUUAUGUUUUGAUGCUCACGGUGAAAAGCAAUGGUGUGAAGUACUUUGCUUGCUACUUGAUGACUUUUUCAGCUUAUACUGGGCCGGGGCUCAACGUUACAUGGGUAUCAAAUAACAUCGCUCCCCAUUACAAACGUGCCACUGCGAUUGGAUUGAGUCAAACAUUUGGCAACUUAGCAGGUGCAAUAGCAGGCCAAGUUUACAUCAAACCACCAUAUGUCCUGGGAAAUUCAUUCGCUUUGGGCUGUGUUGUCUUUUCGAGCAUUUUGGUUGUAUUUCAGAUCAUCGCAUUCUCCACAAUCAAUAGUAGAAGAGCUUCGAAGCUGAGGGAUGAGCGAACAGAUACAGGCAUCAAAAGGGAGGGAGACAAGGCUUUAAAUUUUAGAUACUGUUUAUAA